AUGGGUUUUGGCAUAAAAUGGUGCAGCUGGAUAAGAAAGUGUGUGACCACAACAUCAGUUUCAGUGUUGGUUAAUGGUGUGCCUACAGAGGAAUUUUCAAUGUCAAGAGGUCUUAGACAGGGAUGUUCACUUUCCCCAUUAUUGUUUAAUUUUAUAGGAGAGCUACUUAAUCAAUUGCUUCUCAAGGCGGUAUCUUCGGGGUUGUUUAAUGGUUUGGUUGUCGGCAAAGAAGAAGGUUCUUACAUGCUAUCCCAUUUGCAAUUUGCAGACGAUCUUAUUAUUUUUUGUAAUGCCUCUAAGACGGAUAUUUUAAAUGUUAAGAGAGUUCUAAGGGUUUUUGAAAUUAUGUCCGGUCUACAGCUUAAUCUAAGCAAAAGUAAGUUAUUUGGCAUUAAUAUUACCGAUGAAGAGGUCAAGGAGUGGGCGAGGGAUCUUGGAUGUGCAGCUGGUACUUUCCUUUCUGAUUAUUUAGGGCUGCCGCUUGGAGCAAAAAGGAACUCUUCAGCUCUGUGGGAUCCGGUUGUGCUGAAAUUCUUUAAGAAACUGUCGGGUUGGAAGGCAAGAACUCUUUCUUUGGCAGGGAGACUAGUUUUAUUAAAAUCAGUAUUAUGUUCCUUGCCUACAUACUAUUUGUCUAUGUUUAAAAUUCCAGCAGCAGUGAAUACUAAGUUGCAAUCCAUCAUGGCCAAUUUUUUGUGGGGAGGAAGGGCAGAAUCUAAGAAAAUACACUGGGUCAACUGGAUAACAGUGUGUAAAUCAAGAAGUUGUGGUGGUUUGGGUGUGCCGAAUCUUAAUUUUAUGAAUAGGGCCUUAUUAGAAAAAUGGUUUUGGAAGUUUGCUAAUGACAGUGAAUCAAUUUGGAAGAGGUUGAUAAGUUCCAAAUAUAAUCAGGACAAUAAUCUGAUUUCUUUCUCUAAAAAAUAUCCUACAAAUGCUUCUUGGAUUUGGAAAUCGGUGGUUAAUAAUCAUUUUAAAGAGGAUGAGUUUGGUGCCAAGAUAAGUAGCAUGUUCCAAGUCAAAGUGGGUAAUGGGGAGAGAAUCAGGUUCUGGGUAGAUAUUUGGGCUCUUGAUCAUCCUUUGAAGACUGUUUUCCCGAGGAUAUAUGCUCUUUCAUUGAAUCAGUUUGGGAUAAUUAAGGAAUUUGGUGAGUUCAAUUCAUCGGGGUGGUCUUGGUAUGUCCAGUUGAGAAGAAACCUAUGUGAUUGGGAGUUAGAACAGUUUUCUAAUUUUCUAGCCAUCAUUCAUAAUUUCAGCCCAUCCCAAGAGUCAAGAGAUGGCCUGAUUUGGAGAGGGAAUGGGGAAGGAAGGUCUUUGGAUCACAUUGAGUUAUUUUUCAUGGCUAGGCUAAGGCUUGCUUCUUGGUUCUUAGCUAAGUUCAACGAGGUUACUAUUACUAAAGACUCCCAGAUAAGUGAUCCAUCUAUUGCAGAUUUCUGUUCUUCUUCCAGAAAUUCGGCUACUAAAAUUGUGUGUUGGAUUCCUCCUCCAAAGGGUUUUCUAAAACUGAAUGUAGAUGCAGCAGUUUGCAAUGAUUGGCGAAAGAGCGGUGUGGGUGGUUUACUAAGAGAUGAGGCUGGUAAGAUUAUGGGUUCUUUUAAAGAAUCUGCAGAUCCAGGCCCUCCAACUUUGCUGGAGCUUGUUGCCAUCAAGAGGGGUGUACUUAUCUUUGAGCAUAUUCUUCAGAGGUUUAAGAAUCGGUGGAUUGUUGAAUCUGAUAGCAAACUUGUUGUGGAUUGGGUUAAGAAUUUAGAUAGUUCUCCUGGUGUUUUCCUUCAUCUAGUCAAAGAUAUUGUUGCCAUGAUAAGAGUUUUGGAAGGAGCUAUCAGAUGGGUUGACAAAACGGCAAACAUAGAAGCUGAUAGCUUAGCUAAGGCUGGUAUUGGGUAG
Hibiscus syriacus is the source of this 1887-nucleotide messenger RNA. RefSeq lists its product as uncharacterized. Lineage: Eukaryota; Viridiplantae; Streptophyta; Magnoliopsida; Malvales; Malvaceae. The coding region runs from base 1 to 1887 and encodes 628 amino acids. The transcript is spliced from 2 exons. The record is from RefSeq and is a predicted model, not a curated record. Gene Ontology annotation, molecular function: nucleic acid binding; RNA-DNA hybrid ribonuclease activity.